Leishmania mexicana MHOM/GT/2001/U1103 is the source of this 1479-nucleotide messenger RNA. RefSeq lists its product as hypothetical. NCBI's taxonomy places the organism in Eukaryota, Euglenozoa, Kinetoplastea, Trypanosomatida, Trypanosomatidae. The record is from RefSeq and is a predicted model, not a curated record. The coding region runs from base 1 to 1479 and encodes 492 amino acids. The transcript has a single exon.
AUGUCGCGCGCACACAAGGACCAUACGUGGAUGAAGAACCACCCACUUGAGGGGGACGACAUCGUCGCGGGGCUCUACAACAUCCUAGCAAAGCGCAACCCCAAGACGAUGAAGGCGUGCCGCGGGAUUCGCAUUCCGGACACGGUCGUGUUCGAGCACAACUUUCCACGAGGCUGGUACACAACGGACAUGAAGGCGAAGGAGGUGGUUCGGAAGCAAGGCAAGGAUCUCGACGCCAACACCAUCGAGCAUGGCUUUACCCAAGACCUCCACGAUGGCUCCCCUAUCGCCGCCACCUACCUCUGCACAAUGGAACACAUAACCGACGACGGGGAGACAGAGGUCAACACACUCGUCGAGGUGUUCACCCGCGACACGCUGGCCGCCUUCUUAGCACGUAAGGUCAAGCCGGAUGGCAUUCUGCAGAAGUUUAUCCUUCCGAAGGGGUAUCAGAACAGUGUCAUCAAGGUCGUGUGGAGCCCGCGCGUCUGCAUGGUACAGCGUCGCACGAACAAGUACCGCAUCUUCGACCGCAAGAGAGCUGAGUGUGAUCCCUUCUCCAUCACCGUCACCUACGACGGCCCCACGUUUCUAAGCGACGAGGGCAGCGUGUCUGGCAACAUUGCGAUGGAGGUGAAGCAGCUGUGCGGCAACAUCGUCCAGCACUUCUACUAUACCGAGCACAAGUACAUCACGCGAAUGGUGCUCUACUUCAAGGGUGACCAGCGCGACCGGCUGUGGCUGCUGUGGUGCGGGUCGCUGCGCGUUUCGGACCGCACCACGCCAAGCGAGAUGCCCGUCAACCUCAUCACCAACUUUGGUGAGCCGUCGAUGGCCGGCAACGCCUUCAACGAGGAGGAGCUGCUGCGCAGUGCUGACGAGGCGUACCUCCGGCUCACAAAUGAUGAGAUGUUUUACGAGACGUACAUGAAACGGAUGGUAUGCCGCGGCGCGACCUGCGGCGAGGCGGCCGUGCAAGGCGACAAGCCCUCAUUUCCUAGCGCAGACGGGCAGCAGGAGGGCCGCGCGAACCUCGCCGCUGCCGCCGAUGCCUUCGACUGGAGUGGCCUGCCACCUCUGGCGGUCGAGACUCGUGACCGCCUUCUUCUCGAGAAGAAAUCGAUGUGUAGCCUGUUCGAAGAUCUCUUCUACCACGCCCGCAAUCACUUCCUUACCCGCCGCAAGGAGCCCUAUAACAUGGAGAUCCCGACAGAUGCGGCAGACACGCUGACGGAGAACGGCGUCGUCGAUCUCAUGCGCACUUUGCGCCUCCCCGCCAAGCUUCAGGAAUCAACAGCUUCGGCCCCCCUGUGCUACGUCAUCGACUCCGUGUCACGCCAGCCCCUCACGCAGCUCUCCGACAAGGCGCAGGUGUGGAUCCAGACCUAUUUCGACACGAAGCUGCGACAGCUUCAGCAGGCGGUGCUGGAGUUCACAGGGGACGAGGAUGCGCUGCGUAGCGAUGUAAUGGAACUGUGA